Messenger RNA from Cucurbita pepo subsp. pepo (vegetable marrow), 2495 nucleotides. Lineage: Eukaryota; Viridiplantae; Streptophyta; Magnoliopsida; Cucurbitales; Cucurbitaceae. The record is from RefSeq and is a predicted model, not a curated record.
UCCAAGCUCCACGGUGUUGUCUCCAUUGCGCGCCAAAUCAACCACCCCUCUCUUCCCUUUCCAUUUUCCCUUUCUUUCAAUUUUAUCCUCGUAUUUCUCCAUGCCGAAGCAUCCUCUGGAUCUUCUCACGCAUUCUUUUCCAAUGUCUUGUGAUUUCUUGUUGGUGGACAUCCAGUCUUCAUCCACGAGCUGAGUAUUCUCGUUCAUCUUUAUUUACCAUUGGUCGGAUUCAUCGAGAUUCGGUUCUUGAAUGAUUUUGUAUGAUUUAUGAUCAGAAUGUCGCGGACGUUGACGCCCCGGAGCUCUGCUUAUCUUAGCGCUUUGUCCCUGCAGAUUGAGAAGAAGCUGCAGCGGGCAGCACGGUUGGGGGUUAUUUAUAUGAAGAUUGCAUGAGAGUAAUAUUGGCGGCAAGAUGUGUAGAGGCUAGUGUAAGAAUGUUUGAUUUGGCAACAAAAUAAUAACUUUGUCCCCAGCUGGCUCCCUCUUAACUACUUCCAUCUCUGCUAAAUUUGGGAAAACAUAAGGUGGUGGAUAGAUUAAGGAAAUCCACUCAUUUCAUACCAUCACAACUCCCUUUAUUUCCUAAGGUGGUGGCUCUCUUUUGAAAUCAUGUCUUACUCCGUAACUUUGCUAGAUCCGUUACAUCUGAGUGUAACAAAGUUUCCGCGGGUCAUAUUUGGGUGUAGUUGUUUGGUUACAAGACACAUCCCUCCUUGGAAGUAUGACACAUUACCAUAAAUGGAUGACCAAUCUGAAGUCAACUGCGCUGUUUCUGCUAUGACAAACUGAAGGGUGACAUUUUUGGUUGGUAUGGUGUAAUAUCAAAAUUAAUUUCUCGAUUGAAAGUAUGUAGAUGAGCACCACCUUCCUCAGUUGUACAGUUUAGACAAUUGGCAAGCACUAAUUCGGUAUAAGGUCAACUAAUUAAGAUUGACACCAUGCUUUUUUGUGAACUUGAGGCUUAUUUAUUACGGGACAUAGUUUCAGAUGAAGCACGUUGUGGUCAGUAAACCUAGAGAGAUUGAAUCCACAUGAUUUGGUUUAUUUGAAACUUCUGCCAUAUAUAUUGUUCUCCUUAGCUCAAAAGGUGAAUAAAAUUUUUCUCGAAGAGGUUUUUGUCCUUAUCGGCUGCUUGUAUGAAUAUGUAAAAUGCUUAUUGGCUUACCAGCGAAGUACACCACUGGACAUUUUUGUCCAACAAUUGAUGGGUUCCCUGGAUUCCGACUCAGAAUGAAACGUUGAGACAAAUCAUGUAUUGGGAAUGCGACAUACUGAAGAAGAGGCCCACAUUCAAUGGAAAGGCUUAGUGGACUUGGCAUUAGCUUCUUCAUCACAGAGGCGAGAUGUACUGCGAGAAUUGUUUGCUGACAUAGCAUUAGAAGUCGAUGACCGAGCCAAAGAAAUAAUUCUCAGCACAGAGGAAGAUGCGAUUGCACCUGUGGAGCAUGGAAUGGAUAAUCCAUUAUGCUUUUACGAUGUUCUUGCUGAUUAUUAUGUUCAGGUGCCAGAAGGCGGGAAACCAAUCCUUGAUUUGAUUGUCAAACUGUGGAGCCAAUCAUUUACAUGUCAUAUUUUCACCCUCUUAUUCCACAAAUGGCUCUUUGAAAUUGAAAUUGAAAAUUCUGAUGAAGCCCACCUCCGUAAUUCAUCUGCUCUUGUUCAAGGUGCCACCAAUAUCUUCUGGCUUGAUAUUCAGGCGAACACUAGUCGAUUUAAAUCUCUCUUUCAUUAUCUUCUUGGAGAAGUUGCAUUUCAACCUGCCAGAUCGAACAAAAUCCCCAUACAGGUUCAAAGAGAUCUUUUUCUUUUACUUUCAAGGUUCUUAAUUUUCUAUGAUUCAGAUGAUAAGCUUAAAAGUUUUUUAAAGCAAUUUCCUCCUUUCCCAAAUGCCAUACUGAUAGGUGGUCCAGCUGACUUGUUUGUGAUUGAACUUACUGAUCAGAUUCAAAAGCUGAAGGUGGAACCUGUACUGCUGCAUUAUUUUUCACACCUGAUUGUUCUCCAAGGUUUGGAACUCAGAAUGACCACAAGUACAAGGCUAAAAACUUGUUUGUAUAGCUUCACCCCUCCGGGUGGCCCCAUGUAUCCUACCAGAGCUGUUCGACACGCUGCAUGGGAUGCUCUAGAUUUGCUAUUUCCAGUUGGACGAUAUCCUAGGCAUCUUAUAAGCCUAUUUUUCAGAUUAUUGUACCCAUGGUACUGGCCUUCAUCUUGUUGGAACUUUGUAUUAUCAUGUAUAAGGGCAGUAUUUCAUUCCUUGUUUCGGUUCGUCUUUUCGAGAUAUGAGAAUCCUAAACAGCACAAAUAAUUGGCGUAGAAACUAAGUUUGUAUAUGUACACAAAAGACAUUUUUUACCCUCAUGCCAUGCUGUCGUCCCUCGUUUUUUCUGGGGGCUGUGUGUAUGUAUCUUUUACUGAUUCAAACCCGUCUUGUGUUGACUAUCAUUGAUAAGUGUCCAAGAGGAAACAAGAAAAGAAAGAACAUAUAUUUGAUU